Cylas formicarius (sweet potato weevil) is the source of this 1387-nucleotide messenger RNA. RefSeq names its product odorant receptor Or2-like. Bases 35 to 1210 code for a protein of 391 amino acids. Gene Ontology annotation, biological process: detection of chemical stimulus involved in sensory perception of smell; sensory perception of smell. The record is from RefSeq and is a predicted model, not a curated record. Lineage: Eukaryota; Metazoa; Arthropoda; Insecta; Coleoptera; Brentidae. Gene Ontology annotation, cellular component: plasma membrane. The transcript is spliced from 5 exons. Gene Ontology annotation, molecular function: odorant binding; olfactory receptor activity.
ACGAAUCCCACAGAGAAACCUUCCCAAGAUCAGCAUGCCUGAAGUACUCGGUUUUGCCAAAUAUACAAUGAUAGGGGGCGGAAUCUGGCGAGCUCCGUUUUCCAAGAACCCUCUCGUCAGGAAAACUUACUCCGUGUACUCCGUAGCAGCACAGAUGUAUUUCCUCACGUUUACCCUUCUGUUCUGUACAAAGGUGAUAGUUAUAAUCCGAGAGAAAAUAGCUGCAGAUAUUUUGUUCCGCGUUCUUUCCUACACCUUAUCGUUGAUCAUAGCCCAAGCCAAGUCCUUGAUUUGCCAGACGCGCCGCGUGAAGCAGAUUUUCACUUAUAUCUUGGAGGAGGAAACUAAGAUCGUUGGCUGCGGCGAUGACGAAGUCCUCGACAGAUACGCCAGGCGUGUUAAAGUCGGCAACCACAUCAACUUGGCGAUAUUCUCGUUCACGUCUGCGCUGGGGCUAGGUGCUAUCGCAGAAAACAUCCAGAACCGCUUAGAGAUCGGAGCGUACAAUCUCGCGCACAAUGAGACUUUGAGGAAGCCGUUCUUAUACGAAUUUUACUACGGCCAGUUAGAUACCGAGGAAAACAGCACGGCGUUGAUGUGGCUCAACUACUGUACCGUCGUCAUAGCAGCCAUCGUCUGCAUAUCGACCCAGAUCAUUUUUCUGUCUUCGAUUGUAUUCGUAGCAUCCGUUUUCGAGACGUUGCAAAUUAGGUUCGGUAAGUUGGUGGACGCGAGCAAAGAUACCGUGGCUACUUUGAAAAGUCUGGUGGUGCAACACCAGAGGGCCAUAAGGUUCGUGGAGGAGCUCAACGACGCGAUGAAAUACCUCAUGCUGAUGGAAUACGUGUUGGCAUCGUUCAACAUCGCGUCCGUUUUGAUCGAAUUCAUUACGGAGAAAGAGCUGACCGCCAUGUUCUUGUUCGGAAGGUCGUGCUACUCUGCCUGGUUGAUUACCAACAUAUUCGCCUUGGGCUGGACAUCAAACGAAAUUAGAGUGCAGAGCGCGCAAGUGGCGAACUCAAUUUUCGAGACCCGUUGGUACGAGCAGUCGGAGGAAGCGAAACGCAUUUUGUUCAUAAUGCUGAUGCGGUCCCAGAAGCCGAUGGUGCUAUCUAAGGGACCUUUCGGAGACAUGACGAUUGAGACAUCCUUGACGAUGAUGAAAGCGGCUUACUCGUACGUCUCUCUGAUGUCGCAGGAGUACAAAUAGAUGAAUCAUCUCGACGCGGCGUUUACCUAGUCUUUCCGAUUUGAACGUUCUGAUCACUAGAGUAGAAUAAAAAUUUAAAAAUUUAUAAAAAAUAUACUUGCGGAAUCUCUGGUUUUAUUUAUCUAUUGUUAAUUCUUGACUUGAACUAAAAGCGACGUCAAAAAUACUUUACCAAAA